Messenger RNA from Helicoverpa armigera (cotton bollworm), 4396 nucleotides. It is a transcript of the gene SOCS5, whose product is annotated as suppressor of cytokine signaling 5. Gene Ontology annotation, biological process: intracellular signal transduction; phosphatidylinositol phosphate biosynthetic process. Gene Ontology annotation, cellular component: phosphatidylinositol 3-kinase complex. Gene Ontology annotation, molecular function: 1-phosphatidylinositol-3-kinase regulator activity. The coding region runs from base 371 to 1420 and encodes 349 amino acids. Lineage: Eukaryota; Metazoa; Arthropoda; Insecta; Lepidoptera; Noctuidae. The record is from RefSeq and is a predicted model, not a curated record. The transcript has 13 exons.
GUCGAAAAAGUAAACAGCUAAACGAAACGUACUCAAACAAAAAUGUCAGACAAUGUCAGAAAGAACCAAGAACUGCGUAUUUUGUUGUGCUAAUUUCCGUCACAAAUUAUUUAUUAUAUUUGUAAAUGUGUAAAUAAUUCGCUUGUAUAUUUUUCGCUAAUGUAAACAAGUGUUAGUUACUGUGUGUUAUCCUGGAUGGUGAUGUUAAAGUGAAGUGUAUAUAAUGUACGAACGAGCAUCGAGUCUUUGUGAUUUGAUAUAAUAAUAUUUCACAGAAGAUUAUAAACACCGAAUUUAUCACAUUACAUAAACAUAGACAUGGUAGUUCGCAGGCCGAACUUUGCAUGUGCAGGUUAAAUAACAACUGAAGAUGGGUCAACAGACAUCUAGAAAGAGUGGUGAGUGCACUUGCGGCUGCGGCGCGUGGGAGCGGCGCCGCUACGCGGAGUCUCCCAGCAGCGUGCAUCGAUACGUCAGCGCUGUUACUGACAGAUGGAGUGGUCGGGAAUGUGCGUGCCGGCGCCGUCGCUGGCGUCGACCCGCGUGUGUUUGCACCGCAUAUAGGAGAGUUAGCGAUGACAGACUGGCCGCAGUGCUGACACUCGGCGCGAGAGAUCUCAGGAGGGAGUUAGACGCGAUUGUCAUAAACACAGAUGGUGACACGGGCAGAGAGAGCGGGGAGCCCACCGCUGAAGUAUAUGUGCUGUCCGUCGCGCCCAGAACUGCGGAGGGCGAGAGCUCUCAGGAGGGCAGACGGACAGAGCUCACACAAACUAACGAUGCCAUACGGCUGCAUCCACAUUUCCAGGUGGUAUGUGGUGGAGAGCUCCGCGCCCUGCUCCUGCGAGCGCCGCCGCUGUCACACGCGCCGCCCACCAAAGUGCACACACAGGUUGACUACAUCCACUGUCUGGUGCCAGAUCUGAAGGAGAUCACAGCAUGUUCGUUCUACUGGGGCAAGAUGGAUCGCUACGAGGCAGAGAGACUGCUCGACAAUAAGCCUGAAGGCACGUUCCUCCUCCGCGACAGCGCGCAGGAGGAGCACCUGUUCUCGGUGUCGUUCCGCAAGUACGGGCGCUCGCUGCACGCGCGCAUCGAGCACUACGAGCAUCGCUUCAGCUUCGACUCGCACGACCCCGCUGUGUUCGCCGCGCCCACUGUUACUAAGCUUAUUGAGCAUUAUAAGGACCCCGCGUGCGUGAUGUUCUUCGAGCCGAUGCUGACUGCUCCCCUGCCGCGCAGCCAGCCCUUCUCGCUGCAGCAGCUCGCACGAGCCGUUAUUGUGUCGCAUACUAGUUAUGACGGAGUGGAAGGGCUGCCUCUGCCAGGGCGUCUCCGGCAGUACCUGAAGGAGUACCACUACCGGCAGCGCGUGCGGGUACGACGCCUCGAGCCAGACCUGUACACCGCGCAACACUAACUCUAAUCACUAUAUGCCUUAUAUAUUAUGUUGGUAAGCUCUAAGAGCUCUGCCUCACUAGGACGCCAUGGCGACGUCGCCAGCGGCACAAGUCUGGCUACUUCUGGCAUCCGAAUGUCGCCAAGUCGAGUGGCCAUGGCGUCUCGAUAGUCAAUUGUUUACGUCGUCGCUGAAGAAAUUGCACGCUGACUGGCGACUACAUUGGCGACUGUGUGAGGGAGGUGCGUUUUACCGUGUACAUUAUAGUGGCUACUGUCGCCACGUCGCCAAGCUGCCACGGUAGCCAGAAGCCACGUAGGGAACUGUAGCUCGUGGCCACGCCUCCAAUUUGGCGACGUUGCCAAACCGUCGCCAAGUGGGAUAGGUUCCAUACAAUUCAAUACUAACUGCUUGGAUACGUAGCCGGCGACGUCGCCAUUGGCGUCCUAAUGAGGCAGGGCUCUAACCGUGCCAUUCUGUGGCCUAAUGUUAUACAGUGCUCAUAGUCAAACCGUCAGUUGCACAAAGUUCCGUUAAAGUUAAAGCUUCUUUAAAUCUAUUGCUGACUCUUUCUUUGUUAACUAGAUAAAAAGUGUCAGCAAUAGAUUUAAUGGAGCUUUAUGCAACUGACGGAAAUCAUCUAUAUAAACCGACCAAAUGCGAGUCGGAAUCGCGCACGAAGGGUUCCGUACCAUUAUUUAGAAAAUGAGCAAAAAAAUCACGUUUGUUGUAUGAGAGCCCCCCAAAAUAUUAGUAUUUGUUGUUAUAGCGGCAACAGAAAUACAUCAUCUGUGAAAAUUUCAACUCUAACUAUCACGGUUCAUGAGACACAGCCUGGUGACAGACGGCCAUUGUUCAUUGUUGUUCAUAAAAAUAUUGGCCACUUUAUAAUAUUAGUAUUACAGAAAUGAAUAUGGUUUUAGUAUGAUAGUAACACAAAAUUCCUACGUUCUAACGUAGAUGUAAUGCCAUCGAUUUCAAAUAUCACUUAUUUCUAUAUUCAUCAGUCUUUUUUCAAAAAUAGUCCUGAAAUUAUGUGUCAGUAUUUUGAACUUUAUUUCUUGUCAAAUAGAGUUCUUAAUACGAAGCGUUUUGUAUCAGUUAUUUUAAUUUUAACUUUAUAACAGUGGGAAUAAGAUUCAAUAAACAAAAUCAUGAAAUUAAGACAGAAAUUAUGUUUUUAUACAGGUAUAUAUCGAGUGUGUCAAUCCUAAUCAUAUUAAAUCCUAUCAUAUAAUACUUUAUGAUAUUCUAUGACGAAUUGUAAAAAAAAUACCGAAUCCAUUCAGUGGUUUGGCCACAGGAGUCAUUCUUCGUUGUCAUAAUUUACAACAUCAUGUGUAAAGCAGAGAUAAAGUUAGGAGUAUCGAAUGUUUUGACUAGUUGACAGCUGUCAGUAUUCAAGGGAGAAUUUCCGUUGUUUGUACCAUAGUUUGUACUGACUUAUUCAUUCGCUCACAUUUUUAUUCUAUUUACUUCGAUUGAAAAAUUCUUUAUUUCUUAUAUUUGGGUAUUUUUAUUUCAUCAUCAUCCUACUGCCUUUAUUGCAAUUUUAUUUGGGGUCGGUAUCUUAUUUCUUCUAUAUUAAAGUAUUUAAUUUAAUGUGAUUAGGUUUGACACACUUUGUAUAUAGACGAAGAAUUGUAACUACAAGUAUCACAGUUCGAUGCCCGAUCGAAGCAAAGUCGUUUCUUUACAAAAUAUCAACCAAUUAGUAAGAGGUGUAUUUGAAAUUCUAAAAUGUCUGAAAUUUUAAGUAAAUAAAUAAAAUAUGCAAUAUUGAGUGUAUAUUAUGUUUUUUACACAAUAUUUUUAACCGACUGCUGUAAAUGAGGUUUUUAAUUGGACUGUUUUUUUGGCAAGUGAUGAAUUUUGGAAAAUGUGUUUUUAUUUGUAGUAUCUAGCAUAAUAUGCACAUAAUAUUGUUUCUAAACUAAUAAAUAUCAGUAACGUCUUAUUAUUAUUAUUAAAUAAAUAAUUUUUAUUCAUACUGGCAACUGUAUUUCGAUAUUAAUAUUUUAUUUGUGUUUGCAACACUUUUUUUUAAGAAAACUUUUUCAAUCAUGGUUUUAAAUUGUGAAAUGAUUAAACUAUGGUUUCUUAUAUUACGGCCUUUACCAAUAUUCUAUGUGUGUGUUAAUUUGCUUACUAGAGAUAGAAUCUUAGACACCAUUGACUGUGUGUCGGAUGGCACGUUAAACUGUAGGUCCCGGCUGUCAUUGAAUAUCCUUGGCAGUCGUUACGGGUAGUCAGAAGCCAGUAGUCUGACACCAGUCUAACCAAGGGGUAUCGUGUUGUCCAGGUAACUGGGUUGAGGAGGUCAGAUAGGCAGUCGCUUCUUGUGGCACACUGGUACUCAGCUGCAUCCGGUUAGACUGCAAGCCGACCCCAACAUAGUUGGGAAAAGGCUCGGAGGAUGAUGAUGACUAUAGAUAUAAUUUUGAUAUUAGACCCAUACAAGUAAUGUGAAAUUCCUAUUUCUAUUAAGCAAUACGAUAUAUAGAUCGAAUAUUGAGAAAGGCUGUUGUUGACCAAUUUAUAUUUAUCGUGAAAACCUAUUAAUAUCAAAAUAUAGUACGUUUAUAGUUUUAAUGUACAUUGUAAAUUACUGUAAAAUAGUUUAAAAAAUAAAUAUAAUAUUAAUGAUUAUUAUUUAAGUUGUAUUUUUGGUGUACACCAUCGGUGUGAGCGACUGACGUCACUCUUCUAUCUUUCGUGAAUAGCAUGGAACUCUGUUCAGUAAUUCUUGAGUGUGAGACACACAGAUAGACUGACAGUUUUAAAAAUGAUUCAAAACCUUUUCUACUUACCGUAAGUUUUAGUAUAGACAAGUAUAGACUAUACAAUGCUGAACUGUUGCACGACAGUUGGCCGACAGUUGCGCGACAGUCGCUCACACCGAUCGCCACCAGUUUACAGUUAUGACAAAUGUAUUAUUAGCACUUUGUGCGUACAAAGAUAAUGAAAUAAAAAUCAACAAUAUAUUUUAAAAUACAA